AUGUUGCCAACAGCCUUUAAAAUAAUGAUUGGAUCAAAUGAUUUGACACGUAGUAUAGAAACAUUUCCCCUAUUUUUAAUAACAUAUAAUGAUUGGGCUUCGAACCAACGCAUACAAAGGGAAUUUCAAAUUAAUGAUAUUGCUUUUGUAAAGAUAAUUGGAAAUAUACCGAAUAACGUUCCUACUGCAAUGCUUGGAAAUGCUCCGAAUAGUGUAUUUUAUGGGAUGAAUGUUCAGGUGGCGGGUUGGGGCAAAUUAUUAAAUAAUACGAUACCCCGAAAAUUGCAUACAGUUACUCUUACAGUGAUGACAAAAGAUGAAUGUGAGAAUAGGAUUCGAGACUUCUCAGGAAUAACUCUUAAUGUUCACGAAAGACAAUUCUGUACGUUUGCAGAGCCGUACGCAUUAUUGAAUCAAGGUGAUAGUGGUGGACCAGUUUUAUUAUUUGAUAAUAUAAUUGGUGUUAAUUAUGGAUUAAUCCCAGAUAUCGAUAACAAUACUCAUCCAGAACAAGUAAAUAUUCAUUUGACUACUCGUUAUUAUUUACCGUUUAUUAGAGGUGUUAUGGUUCCUGUAAAUUUUUAA
Ceratosolen solmsi marchali is the source of this 585-nucleotide messenger RNA. RefSeq names its product chymotrypsin-2-like. Gene Ontology annotation, biological process: proteolysis. The coding region runs from base 1 to 585 and encodes 194 amino acids. The transcript has 3 exons. NCBI's taxonomy places the organism in Eukaryota, Metazoa, Arthropoda, Insecta, Hymenoptera, Agaonidae. Gene Ontology annotation, molecular function: serine-type endopeptidase activity. The record is from RefSeq and is a predicted model, not a curated record.